ACUCCUGAACUUCGCCGAGCCGAAUUUUUUUUCAGAUUUAUAAAAUCAGUGAGCUGACAUGGCAUUCCGCCGGAGAAACAAGAGCUACCCGUUCUUCAGCCAGGAGUUCCUCAUCCAGAAUCAUGCAGAUAUCGUGUUCAGUUUGGUGAUUUUCAUUCUGAUCGGGCUGAUGUUUGAGGCAACAGCAAAGACAGCCAUACUCUUCAUUCAGCCUCAAUACAACAUCACCAUAUUAUCACUAGAGGGAGAGGUGACUACGUAUCAUUAUGGAUGGAAGGACGGAGCCACCAUCCUCUUCUAUUUCUUCAUCGCUAUCAUCCUCCAUGCUGUAGUGCAGGAGUAUCUUCUGGAUAAAGUGAACCGCCGCCUUCACCUGUCCAAGAGCAAAAACACCAAGUUCAAUGAGUCGGGUCAGCUGUGUGUGUUUCAUUUAGUGUCAAGCGUGUGGAGUUUUUACAUCCUCAUUACAGAAGGAUAUCUCCUGCACCCUAGCAGCCUUUGGGAGCACUACCCACAUUCACACCUCAGGUUUCAGGUGAAGUUUUUCUACCUCACCCAGCUGGCUUACUGGCUCCACGCUCUUCCAGAGCUCUACUUCCAGAAAGUACGCAAGGAGGAGAUUCCUCGUCAGCUGCAGUACAUCUGCCUCUAUCUGCUGCACAUCUCUGCAGCUUAUUUGUUAAAUUUGAAUCGUGUGGGCUUGGUCCUACUCUUUCUCCAGUACGUAACAGAACUGGGCUUCCACAUCGCCAGACUCUUAUACUUUACUGAUGAGAAUCAUCAAAAAAUGUUUGAUCUGUGGGCGGUGAGCUUUGUGUUUACACGGAUGGCCACUCUGACCUUGAUGUUCCUCGCUGUUGGCUUUGGUUUGGCCCGUUCUGAGAAUCAGGGGCUCGACGUGGAGUUGGGGAACUUCAACACUGUUUUGAUAAGGAUGACUGUUCUACUGGUGGUGUGUUUGACUCAAUCUUGGCUCCUCUGGAAGUUUAUCCGCUUCCAGCUAAGGCGCUGGAGGGAGUUCAGACACGAACAAGCGGUUCGCAAGAAGGCUACCACCAAACAACCCUUACGGCAAUUAAAAAGGGACUCCCUUGGCCAUCAUGAAAACGGCAUCCUUAAAGCUGAGAAUGGACUUUCAUCACGGACAAAGAAACUCAAAUCACCUUGAAGUGGCACACUUCCUGGUUUCAGCGGUGGCAUCAUCUCUUAUUAAGGUUUCUCAUUGGCACAGCAGUGAAGCCAGGGGAGGAGCGCCGGUCACAACGUUUUGGCUGAGAAUGUCCUGUGAUGAUACAGGGACUCGGUUACUGCAGACUUUGGCUUGAAUGCUGGAAAUAAAGGAAAUCUAAGGACAUCCUUUGAGCCCAACAGGCAUUUAUUCCUCUCAUUGUAUCAGUAUUCCAUUGUUUUUAUAUAUCCACACAGCCUGCAAUCCAACACUAAGGGACACUGUUGCAGAGUGGUUUAAAAAAAACAAACAAAAAAAAAACCCUGAGCAUUGUUUCCAUAAUGAAUGUGUUUUUGCAUACUCUUAAACAUAAGUACUGUACUGCAGCUUGUACUAUCGAGUCCGCUUUGCUUUUUUCCCCUAUUCCGCUCCACUGGUGCGGAAACAUAUCACUGAUGACAUGAUAUUAUACUGACAAAAAAAAAAUCCUGCAUUUCUCACUGGUCACUUAACAGAUUUGUAUUAAAUAUAUACUGUAGAUGUUACCGCAUGCCAUUUCAUAUUUGAUUUUUCUCCCUGUUGUUUUGUCAGUUACUUUAUUAAAAAAAAUACAUUGGU
This is a messenger RNA of Cyprinodon variegatus (sheepshead minnow), 1786 nucleotides long. RefSeq names its product translocating chain-associated membrane protein 2-like (gene tram2). Gene Ontology annotation, biological process: protein insertion into ER membrane; SRP-dependent cotranslational protein targeting to membrane, translocation. Gene Ontology annotation, cellular component: endoplasmic reticulum membrane. The transcript is spliced from 11 exons. The coding region runs from base 59 to 1168 and encodes 369 amino acids. Lineage: Eukaryota; Metazoa; Chordata; Actinopteri; Cyprinodontiformes; Cyprinodontidae. The record is from RefSeq and is a predicted model, not a curated record.